This is a messenger RNA of Emiliania huxleyi CCMP1516, 669 nucleotides long. RefSeq lists its product as hypothetical. The transcript is spliced from 4 exons. Gene Ontology annotation, biological process: rRNA processing. The coding region runs from base 1 to 669 and encodes 222 amino acids. Lineage: Eukaryota; Haptophyta; Isochrysidales; Noelaerhabdaceae. Gene Ontology annotation, cellular component: small-subunit processome; nucleus; Mpp10 complex. The record is from RefSeq and is a predicted model, not a curated record.
AUGGCGCCGAGCGAGGAGUCGACGCGCUCCAUCGAGGAGGUCAUCCGCGCGCGCUGCAAGGACGGGCUGUGGGACGACGUCGUGCGGCGCGCCGCGCUCAAGCCGACGGACUUCCGACCCAAGCCGGCCGACCUGUCGCUCGAGAAGAGCGACAAGGGGCUCGGCGACGAGUACGCCGCCGCCUUCGAGACGAACGCGCGAACCUCCGAGGAAAUGCCGCGGACGCCGCUGAGCAGUGUGCUCGGCUCCAAGGGAGCGGACGCGGUGGCCAAGGCGCACGAGGAGGCGCGCGCACUGCUCGCCAAGCUCGACUCGCGCCUCGACCCGCUCUUCUCCUUCCACUACGCGCCGCCCCCCGCGAAGCGCGAGGCGCCCGCCGUCUCGCUCGAGGAGAAGGUGCCGACGGCCCUCGCCGCGAGCUCGACGCUGGCCCCCGAGGAGGUGUACGGCCGCAAGCGGAGCGACAAGGCGCUCGCCGACCGCGCAGAGCUCUCGCAGGGCGAGCGGAAGGCGCUCCGCUCAAAGAAGAAGCGCGCCUUCUUCAGCAGCAUGCAGGCCGCGAGCCAGGCGCCCGGCGGCCUCGCCGGCUCCAAGCGGCAGCGCGUCGCCGACGCCCGAAAGGCGGCGCAAGGGGCAGGGGCGGCGGACGGCGCCUCGUUCAAAUUGUAG